Molecule: messenger RNA, 627 nt
Organism: Fraxinus pennsylvanica
Lineage: Eukaryota; Viridiplantae; Streptophyta; Magnoliopsida; Lamiales; Oleaceae
Source: the annotation of a GenBank genome assembly
AUGGUGAAAAGUACACAAAUCAAGAUCCAAUCAGGCACAGAAAAAGCCAAAAGUACAACUCCAUUAUCAUCUUCUUCAUGCAAAAAGAAGUACAAGGGAGUUAGAAUGAGAAGUUGGGGAUCAUGGGUUUCUGAAAUUAGGGCUCCUAAUCAAAAGACAAGAAUUUGGUUAGGCUCUUAUUCUACCCCAGAAGCAGCUGCUAGAGCAUAUGAUGCUGCCCUAUUGUGCCUUAAAGGUUCCUCAGCCAACCUUAAUUUCCCUCUUUCUUCAUUACAAGAAAACCUUAAUCCUAAUACCUUAAUAUCCACAAAAUCCAUUCAAAAAAUUGCAGCAGCUGCAGCUGCAUCAGAUAAUUCUAACUUUCUUGAAAAACCCACAAAUUUAAACACUCCAUCACCACUUGAUUCGCUUCCCUCCACGUCAUCGUCACCAUUGUUAUCAUUUCCAAGUUGCAGUCACAUUGAAGAAGAAGAUCAUGUUUCUUUGGGAUCUUCUUUUGAUGCUCAGUGGUACAACUUUGAUUCACCAAAGUACAAUGAUAUGCUCAAUGGGGAGUUUUUUGAUCCAUUGAUGAUUCAAGAUUCAAAUGAAGAUAGUUAUGAUAUUCGCUUAUGGAGCUUCUACUGA